Molecule: messenger RNA, 1461 nt
Organism: Oppiella nova
Lineage: Eukaryota; Metazoa; Arthropoda; Arachnida; Sarcoptiformes; Oppiidae
Source: the annotation of a GenBank genome assembly
AUGUGGACAAACUAUGGUUUGAGAUCAUUGUCUAAAACCAGUUUCUAUUAUAAUAAGUAUAAUAGUGAACAUGAAGAACCAUACUGGAGGGGUCCCAUAUGGAUCAACAUUAAUUAUCUAGUGCUCCGAGGUCUUAGACAUUAUGCCGAUAUCCCGGGUCCUAAUCAGUCAAAAGCGGCGCUUAUUUACAAAGAGUUACGAAAUAAUAUAAUUGAGAAUAUGUUCACAGAAUAUGAGAGGACGGGCUUUGUUUGGGAACAGUAUAACGAUAUGACUGGUAAGGGUCAGGACUCCCACCCCUCCUCGGGAUGGUCAGGGGUUGUGGUACUCAUUAUGUCUGAUGUUAGUAUUUCACGAAUAACAGGCAAUUCAACGGAUGUGAACAUACCGUUUGACCACCACUUCCACACCGAACCCAUACUGCCAUUCAAUACUUGGGGUUCAUUUCGUGCCUUUCAAUACUUCGGUCUCAAGACUUCAUCACCAGAUUCACCACUUAUUGGUUUAGUUUGGUUUAACAAUAGCGCCAAUAAUGUGUCUGCGCUUCACGUGAGACACUGGUGUGAUCUGAAUGAUGGUCUGACCUAUGGCUGGAAAUAUCAUAACUUCGAUGACUUUGGAUUUCAGACUAUUAAAGAUAAUGACUAUAAUUUUAAUACUAGUUUUAUUAAAUAUGCAGCUGAUAAUUGGAAAGCACUGGUAUCUGUAAACCAAAAAAAUGCUAAACCCAUAAUUUCAAAUAACAACAGUAUUUCGCUGAUCAUCUACCUGUCCAUUCAAAGGGAUAAGGAUGUGAUUCACAUCAAUGGCUAUAAUUCAAGUUCUAUACAAAUCACUGGAUUCAAUGAAUUUAUAGGAAAUUUCUCACUGAAUAUCACUUCACAAGGAGAUCCACUCUUAUAUAGUGGACAGUUAGACAGUAACUCAUCGGUUGUGGAUGUAAUCAAAGAAAUUAAAUCAAAUUUGACACCAAUUAUAAUAAACGGGACACAAAUAUAUGGAUUAAAAACACAAAAAGUACCCAGUCGUUCACAACUUAUAGCAUAUCAAGUGGUGUUCAGAGAGCAAACAAAACUAAUGAUUGAAUUUAAUGUCAAAAAACAAUUAAAGGAAAAGCUAUCAAAUGUCGGCGAUUAUGAUAAUGACAUGAAAGAGAGAAUACGACUUUUCGGACAAGAAUUUGAUACAAAGUUUGGUUUAAAGGGAAAAGGAUUUAAUGAGAAACAGAUUACGUUCGCGCAGUCAGUAUUGAGCGAAAUGUUGGGAAGCAUCGGAUAUUUCAACGGAAACUUAUCGGUCGACUCACCCGGUAUGACAUCACCGAAAACCUACGGACCUCUAGAGAUGUUAUCAGCCGUUCCCUCGCGACCAGUGUUUCCGCGGCCUUUCCUAUGGGACGAAGGCUUUCAUAAUCUGUUGAUUCAGCGGUGGAACAGUUCGCUGACACUGAAGAUAAUGAAC